AUGAUUUUAUUCUUACAGGCUCUAAUGGCUACUGCUCUUUUUAGGAUCUGGCCUACUUUGUUGUUCAUGGGUGGUUGGGCGACUAUGGUGGUUUGUGUUUCGAAUUAUACCACAGCCAAUUUAGGUGUGCCGAGUACUUUACUCACCGCUUUGGGUGUGGUUCUCGGUCUGACCUUGAAUUACAGAACAUCGUCAGCGUAUGAACGAUAUACGGAGGGUAGAAGGAUGUGGUCACAGAUCACUCUGGCAUCAAGAACAUGGGCACGGAUCGUUUGGAUACACUGCCCCGAUACAUCAACUCCUACCCCUUCCACAGACCCAGAUGUGCGAGCUAAAGAUCAAGUUAGAUCUGAGAUUGAAAAGGCUACGAUAGUUCAGAUGGCUCUGGCGUUCGCUGUGUCUGUGAAGCAUUAUCUCCGCGGGGAGGAAGGAAUCUACUACGAAGAUCUAUACGAUCUAGUCAACUUCAUCCCAUCCCUUCACCUCCCUUCUGGUCUGCCUUCAUCUCAAGACGCAAACAUCAACAUCGGUCGUCCUCCUACUUCUAACUACAACACAUCCACAAUCAGCACUGUUCGUUCGUCCGAAUCCAAAUCUCCUUCUGAUACACCUCUCGAACCGAUCAACCCCAGCAUGACUCCACAUUCCGCCAACCAUAACGCCUCAUACGACCGACCGUACCUGAUGCCGGCUAUGAACCCUCCUAAAUUUCAUCUUUCCUCAGUAUGGCCAUUCAAAUAUUUCCGAACACGACAUCAAUCUUCCACUCACGCAGCACGUAAACUUAUGCGUCGUCAAGCUCAAUCGGCAGAUGACAAUCAUAACGUGCCAUUGGAGAUAACGCUCUACAUGUCCACUUAUAUCUACGCGCUUCAAAGAAGAAAAACCACCGAUGUUCCAACGCUAAACGCGUUAAUUGCAGCUUUGGCUCAAAUGACGGACGCUUUGUCGACUUUGGAACGAAUCUUGACGACACCCAUUCCUUGGAGUUAUAACGCGCAUAUAUGGGAGGUCAGUUGGAUGUAUUGUUUGUUCCUACCUUUUCAACUGUACGAAGCGGGUUUCGGAUGGGUGACGAUACCUGCUGUGAUGUUGACAUCUUAUGUCAUAAUUGGUAUACUUGACAUUGGAGGUGAAAUUGAAAAUCCAUUUGGGUACGACAAGAAUGAUCUUAACCUUGAUUUCUUCACCGAGGAGAUUAUCCGUCGUGAACUCGCUGCGGUCAUUUCCAGACCCGUCCCGUUGGCAGAAGAAUGGAUGUUCAGCCCUCACAACCGGGUCAUAGGGGGUGUGAGUGUGCAAGAGUUGGAAAGGGGUGGAAUACAGGAGGUGAGAAGGAGGUUGAGAGGGAUGUGUGAGGGGGUGGAUGGGCGUGUUUGA
Messenger RNA from Tremella mesenterica DSM 1558, 1380 nucleotides. RefSeq lists its product as uncharacterized. The transcript is spliced from 7 exons. NCBI's taxonomy places the organism in Eukaryota, Fungi, Basidiomycota, Tremellomycetes, Tremellales, Tremellaceae. Gene Ontology annotation, molecular function: chloride channel activity. The record is from RefSeq and is a predicted model, not a curated record. The coding region runs from base 1 to 1380 and encodes 459 amino acids.